Magallana angulata is the source of this 2238-nucleotide messenger RNA. RefSeq names its product acid-sensing ion channel 1A-like. Gene Ontology annotation, cellular component: membrane. NCBI's taxonomy places the organism in Eukaryota, Metazoa, Mollusca, Bivalvia, Ostreida, Ostreidae. Gene Ontology annotation, biological process: sodium ion transmembrane transport. Gene Ontology annotation, molecular function: ligand-gated sodium channel activity. The coding region runs from base 98 to 1582 and encodes 494 amino acids. The record is from RefSeq and is a predicted model, not a curated record. The transcript is spliced from 8 exons.
ACGAUUUUUAAAAAUGUUACAAAGAGCAGCAUUGAUUGUCAUUGCACAUUACAUAAUUUAAAACUACCAAACGCGUGCGAUGCUCUGAAGAAAAAUCAUGAUUCCAUUUCCAAUACAUUCUCAAAAAUCUGAUAUUUCUUCAGAAAAUGGUGGAGAUAAAACGAUAGAUCAUGGAGAAUUCAACGAGAAAGAAAAUGGCAGACAAUCUCUUCGCGAGUUGUGGUGGGAAUUUCUUUCGGAAACGACAUGUCAUGGAUUAGGAAAAGUUGGCUCGAUGCGCAGGAACAGACUCCGAGGAAUACUUUGGAUGGUGUUUUUGAUUACGUCAAUGUCGACCAUCAUCUGGUUUCUGGUGGACGAAGUUCGCAGCUACUAUUCCUAUCCAUAUCUGAGUAAGACAUCUCUGGAGACCUUUAAACGGAUGCCCUUUCCAGCCGUGACCAUCUGCAACAUGGGCUCCAAGAACAAAUCAAGAUCCUCCAAAACAGAAAAAGACGAACUGUAUUGGCUAUCUAUAUCCAGUAUGUCUGUUUUCUCCUCAAAACGAGUCAAUUGGACCGACUCCUAUUACGAAGAAAAUGGUUAUUUCGAGCCAAUAAGUCUUGAGCAAGAGUUAAGCAUGGGCAUGGAUGUAUCCAAGUUCAUACUGUCCAGCGCUUUCGACUUUAUGGGUGAGCUUGAGUUCGAGCCCAUUCUGACGUCACUGGGGGUGUGUUAUACCUGGAAUGGCGACGGUAAGGCGACGACAAAGAUGAGCGGUUCGCUGUAUAACCUCCACCUCAUACUGGACAUCAACAGAGAGCUGUAUGAGGCGGGUUUAACCACCUCAACAGGCGUGAAGGUUAUAGUACAUGAGCCGGGUACCAUAGCGGACCCUAUCAACCAGGGGUUUACUGUGGCCCCGGGGGUGUCAGUCCUAGCAUCGGUCAGCAAGAAGCGGUUUACGUUCCUGCCCUACCCGUUCCAUGCAUUUGUAGAAGACUACUGCCUGGACACAAUGGCCCCGGAUUUCAUUAACAAAUUCCACCCGCUACCCUACAGUGUUGGUGCCUGUAAAAAGUUUUGUUUCGCUGAGAAGAUUUUCAAGAGAUGUGGAUGUGUACAAGUGGGCGAUUUAGGUAACCAUUCCAUAUGCUCGAAGUACCAAAUUUCUACAUGCUACCUAAAGGAGAUGGUUAGACUUUUAUACAAGGACGUUAAAGAUGAUGCCAGCUGCGAUUGUCCACAUCCAUGCGAGCAGACGACAUAUGACGUCAUAGUAUCAACUAGUCAGUUUCCGUCUGACCUCUUUGUCAAGACUCUGGAGUCUCACUUGAAUAUGUCUGAAGAACGGAUAAGGUCCAAUCUUCUGGAAAUAAACUUAUUCUACGACAAGCUAUAUUAUUUAUGGGUGAGACAAAUACCAAAAUAUGAAAGGAUUGGAGACGUUCUAGCCAGCAUUGGUGGCCAGAUGGGAUUAUUCAUUGGAGCGAGCGUUCUAACCAUUAUGGAAUUCAUAGAAAUCAUAUUCCUACUGCUGUUUUUUAUUUUAAAACGACUGAGUUCUAAGCAUAGAAAUUCUUUGGAAAACGCUGACAUUUGAGCUGACAUUCGCGUACACCGGAAAAAAAUCGUGCCAGGAAAUCCUUGACGUUGAGCGUUCAAUGCGACAACGAACUCUUUAAUUUAAAGAUAUCUUUUAUAACAUGCAAAUCUAGAUUUUAUAUUCGUUUUACGUUUGUUUUUCAUUUCUGGAGAAUAUGACGUACGGCGCGACGUCGACUCGUUGACGGAAGUAGUUUUCCUUUUAACGUUUGGGGACAAAUAAUUCGUCGUCAUUAAGAUAUUUCUAUGGUGGUUAACAAGGCAGUUUCAAUUGAUGUCUGAAAGAAACUUAGAGGUGUCUUUUCGAUGUGACGUUACUCUUGGACCCAGAGAGAAACGCUGGGGAUAUUUUUAUUUUAUGGAACUGUAUUUUUCAGCGAACGAUUAUGUUGAGAUUUCCUACUCUUGUAAAAUCAGCAUUACGUGGAAUGUUUACUUUAUUUCAAGUUAUCAAAAGAUAUGCUAUAGAUUGAUAAAGUAGUAAUGAUAAUAAGAAAGCUGAUGGUUAUGCUACACUACAUAGCAUUCGAUUUAUAUGUUUUGACAAGGCCGAAUUAAAAAAAGCCAGAUCAUUCUUAAAAUAUAUAUAUUCAAUUGCUACUAAGUAUUGCAUUAAAUAAAAAUUUCACAGAUAUGACUUGUAGCGGCAAACAA